Messenger RNA from Lonchura striata (white-rumped munia), 941 nucleotides. It is a transcript of the gene NKAIN1, whose product is annotated as sodium/potassium transporting ATPase interacting 1. NCBI's taxonomy places the organism in Eukaryota, Metazoa, Chordata, Aves, Passeriformes, Estrildidae. The record is from RefSeq and is a predicted model, not a curated record. Gene Ontology annotation, biological process: regulation of sodium ion transport.
CGCGGCCCCCGCGCCGCCCCAGCGGGCUGUAGCGGGGCGGGCGGCGGAGGGAGAAGGGGGCGAUGCCCCACGCCGAGCCCAGCCCGCCGCUGUGCUGAGCCGGCGGGGCUGGCCCGAGGCUGGAGAGCGGGACAUGGUGCUGGAGCCCCCCGUGACGCUCCCCGGGUGGCCGAGGGGCGGCUGGUGAGGAGCUGGAGCGCGGCGGCGGAGCGAGGCCACGGUGAGGGAGCCCCGAGCAUCCGGCUGGGGAGCCAUGGGGAGAUGCAACGGGCGAUGCACGCUGGUGGGAUUCUGCUGCCUGCAGCUGGUCGCGGCGCUGGAGAGGCAGAUCUUUGAUUUCCUGGGAUACCAGUGGGCGCCCAUCCUGGCGAACUUCUUACACAUCAUGGCCGUGAUUUUGGGUAUUUUUGGCACCAUCCAGUACAGAUCCAGAUACCUCAUGAUGUACGCCGUGUGGUUGGUGCUGUGGGUCGGCUGGAACGCCUUCAUCAUCUGCUUCUACCUGGAGGUCGGGCGCUUGUCACAGGACCGAGACUUCAUCAUGACCUUCAACACCUCCCUGCACCGCUCGUGGUGGAUGGAGAACGGCCCGGGCUGCCUGGUGACGCCGGUGCUCAACUCCAAGCUGGCGCCCGAGGACCACCACGUCAUCACGGUCAGCGGCUGCCUGCUGGACUACCAGUACAUCGAGGUGGUGAGCAGCGCCACGCAGAUCUUCCUGGCGCUCUUCGGCUUCGUCUAUGCCUGCUACGUCAGCAAAGUGUUCCUGGAGGAGGAGGACAGCUUUGACUUCAUCGGCGGCUUUGACUCCUACGGGUACCAGGCGCCCCAGAAGACGUCGCACCUGCAGCUCCAGCCGCUCUACACCUCGGGAUAACCGGGAGCCGGCGGCGCCAGGACCCCGCGGAGCCACCAGCCCCAGAUGCCACCACGGGUGCGAC